Messenger RNA from Aspergillus pseudotamarii, 1311 nucleotides. RefSeq names its product RNA polymerase II mediator complex middle subunit MED9. Lineage: Eukaryota; Fungi; Ascomycota; Eurotiomycetes; Eurotiales; Aspergillaceae. Bases 264 to 926 code for a protein of 220 amino acids. Gene Ontology annotation, molecular function: transcription coregulator activity. Gene Ontology annotation, cellular component: mediator complex. The transcript has a single exon. The record is from RefSeq and is a predicted model, not a curated record. Gene Ontology annotation, biological process: regulation of transcription by RNA polymerase II.
AAAGAUAAGUUGACCGGUGAGAAGCAGUAGUAUCGGGUGAAUGAAAUGGAGGGGGAGGGGUGUUCCGCCGGUGACGCUUUUAGGGUGAGUGUCAGUCAACUGGUCUCCUGGUGCGACGUCACUUUUUUUAGUCAAAAGUCACGGGCGGCGACCGGUUGUUCUCGUCCGCUCUGCUUUACCCGUUCCGACUCUUCCCUAAACAAUUACCCUGAUCAUAAUUACCUUCGUCUUCGUUCGUCGCAAGGCCAUUAUUUGUCCCCGCAAUGGCUUCUCGAUCCCCGGCGGCGGUUACUCCACUGCCAAAAUUAUCGUCGGCUCCCCAGACGCCCAUCGUUAGGGAUACAACGGCUGCACCAUCAACAGUGCCGCAACCAGUUCCCUUCCCUCCUCCACAGACGUUCGAUAUUAUCCCACCAUUGCACGGUCUGCUUCUCCGACUACUCUCACCACAGCCAAAUACUGAAGGUGUAUCAAAUGACACACGAGCCGCCGAAGAUCCCGCUGUUGCUACAGCUCCCACCGGUGCCACGUCCACUGCGGCAGGCCAGUCUCAGUCUCACCCACAACACCAGCAAUCGGCUGCUGGGAACCAAAGCAAUGAUGGCCAUGGCGUAAUGCCCACUGCUUCCUCUGCGGCACCAGGUAGCGCCUCCGCUGCGGCCGAGAUAGCUGCGUUGAGUUCAAACGCGCCUCCACCGCUAGACAUUAAAGACCUUCCUACCGAGGCCAGCUCCAUCAAGAUUCGUAUACAGAAAGCACAAGCUGUGGUGGAUAGCCUGCCUGAUGUGCAGCGGUCAGUUGUGGAACAGGAGAGGGAGAUUAAAGAACUCGAGCAUAGAAUCUCUAGACUCAAAUCGGUCAUCUCAGAUUUUGGGAGAAGAGCGGACUCUGCGAAGACAGAGACAGCGGAGAUGGAAGCAGCUUGAAUGGAGACUCCACUACGAUAGGAAUGUCUGUUCCACGGCGGUAUUCCUAUCGUGACGGUAAUGGAUUUAAACAGGCUUCAGACUGCCUUAUAAUUUGCGGUCAGUGAGAGAAAACAUUGGAUCCGUCAUGGAAGCACAACUUGCGAAGCCUGACGAUGGCUUCCCUGUGCCAGUCUGGAUUGUGGACAGACACAUCGGUUUGCUAAGACCUGGCUAAGCAUGGGAGAGUAAAGUGUGCUAGAUACCUUGGGGGCAAUUAAUGGAUGCUAUGUUCCAUGAACCCUAAUGGCGUUGCUACAUGGAAGACCUCGUUACAGCUGUCUAGCCGCGAUAACUUAGGAAUCCAUGUAAGAGGCCUGAUUCACCCUUCUUAGAGUGGCAAAUG